AGCUGCUGUGUUGAGGCCGAAAACUCAGACACAACCAGGACCUGGACGAUUGUGGGAUACCACCGAGGAGGGGAUAUACUCUUUACCGGACACUCGCAAGGUAUUUUUAAGUAGCGGAGCAUCAGUGGGGCACCCACCGAGCCUCCGUGCUUUUGCUGUCGGAGGCCGCCACGGUUCUGUUUCUCCCCCACGGACUGUGUGUCGCUGCCUGCUGGUCGCUGUAAUCCAGACCCGCUGCUAAAUAAUGACACUGAGAGGAGGCUGAAGCUGCCGUGUGGCGACGCAGCCCCGUUCCCCCUGAAACUGAAGUCCUUUACCCAGCCCGGAGGGGGAACGGAGCGGCCCGGCUGUUGUCGCUGUUAGCCGGGGGGCUAACGGCUCCGGCUGCCGGACCGAUAAACAAGCGGAAUAAAGCCCCAACUACAUGGACCAAGUCAGCGGCGGACAGCUCCGUCUCAUUUUGCGCAAGAAGAACUGUUAUGACUGAGGCAAAGACACGGUUCUCCGUUUGAAGCAGCACCGUGGGCUUUGUUACCGUGGAUUUAUUUGACUAAAACCACCCUGAAAGCAGCAGUUUGAAGCCCCCCUCUGCAUCAGUGCCAUGAAUCAGCCCGGGCAACAGCUCCUACCCACAUAGAGGUCACUUUACCUCUCCUUCCAUUUGCUGUGGUCCAGAGGAUGCUGGUAAUGUGUCGCGGGCGCAGGAAGUUCCUGGCGGCCUCCCUCGCCCUGGUCUUCAUCCCGGCGCUCACCUGGCUUUACCUGUCAGUCGGGAGCUUUCAAGUGAAGCCCCUCCCUCUGUCUCCGCUGGAAGUCCAGUCCUCGACGCCGGUGGGCGGAGCCGGCGAGCGGCAGGCCUUAGAGCUGCGGGUCCGGGCGGUGGAGGAGGAGAACCGGGCGCUGCGCCGGGAGCUCAGCCGGCCACCCAGGAGCCCGUCGGCGCGCCUUCCGAGCGGCAGUCACCGUGGCAACCAAAACCGAACCCAUUCAGAGGAGGGCACCGGCGACAAUGAGGGCCAGAAAGCCGCUGCAGUGGGAAACAGCUCCGACUGUGUGCAGCAGCCAGUGGUGGAUAAAUGUGAGACCAUCCACGUGGCCAUCGUAUGUGCGGGUUACAAUGCCAGUCGAGAUGUGGUGACCCUGGUUAAGUCGGUCCUGUUCCACAGACGGAACCCUCUACAUUUCCAUUUCAUCACAGACUCCAUUGCUCAGCAGAUCCUGUCCUCUCUGUUCCAUACCUGGAUGGUUCCUGCCGUCAGGGUCGACUUCUACGACGCAGACGAGCUGAAAUCUGAGGUGUCAUGGAUCCCUAACAAACAUUACUCUGGGAUCUACGGUCUGAUGAAGCUGGUGCUCACCAAGACGCUGCCGUCCGACCUGCAGAGAGUCAUCGUCCUGGACACAGAUAUCACCUUUGCCACUGAUAUCGCUGAACUUUGGGCUGUUUUCCACAAAUUCAAAGGGAUGCAGUGUUCUGGUCUGGUGGAGAACCAGAGUGACUGGUACCUGGGGAACCUGUGGAAGAACCAUCGACCCUGGCCGGCUCUGGGCAGAGGCUUCAACACCGGGGUGAUUUUGCUUCUCCUGGAUCGGCUACGGAAACUCAGGUGGGAGCAGAUGUGGAGGUUGACUGCAGAGAGAGAACUAAUGAGCAUGCUGUCCACCUCGCUGGCAGACCAGGACAUCUUCAACGCUGUGAUCAAACAGAACCCGUUCCUGGUUCACCAGCUGCCGUGCUUCUGGAACGUCCAGCUGUCCGAUCACACUCGCUCCGAGAAGUGCUACAAAGACGUUUCGGACCUCAAGGUGAUCCACUGGAACUCUCCCAAGAAGCUGCGGGUGAAGAACAAGCACGUGGAGUUCUUUCGGAACCUCUAUCUAACCUUCCUGGAGUACGACGGCAACCUGCUGCGGCGAGAGCUGUUUGGGGCUGUCCCAGCGAGCGACCACAACAGCGAGAACCUCCAGAAGACUCUGUCGGAGCUGGACGAGGACGACCCUUGCUACGAGUUUCGCCGAGAGCGAUUCACCGUCCACCGAACGCACCUCUACUUCCUCCACUACGAGUACGAACCCAGCUCUGACAACACGGACGUCACCCUGGGCCAGCUGUCUAUGGACAGGCUCCAGAUGUUGGAGGCCAUCUGCAAACACUGGGAAGGCCCCAUCAGCCUGGCCCUGUACCUGUCGGACGCCGAGGCCCAGCAGUUCCUGCGCUACGCUCAGGGCUCCGAGGUGCUGAUGAGCCGCGGGAACGUAGGUUACCACAUCGUCUACAAAGAGGGGCAGUUCUACCCGGUCAACCUGCUGCGUAACGUGGCCAUGCGGCAGGUCAACACGCCCUACAUGUUCCUGUCAGACAUCGACUUCCUGCCCAUGUACGGCCUCUACGAGUAUCUCAGGAAGUCAGUGGUGCAGCUAGACAUGGCCAACACCAAGAAAGCUCUGGUGGUUCCAGCCUUUGAGACGCUGCGAUAUCGCCUGUCCUACCCAAAAUCCAAGGCCGAGCUGCUGUCUCAGCUGGACAUGGGUACACUCUUCACCUUCAGGUAUCACGUGUGGACUAAAGGCCACGCACCAACUAACUUUGCCAAAUGGCGGACAGCCACCACGCCCUACAGGGUGCAGUGGGAGGCGGACUUUGAGCCCUACGUCAUGGUGAGGAGGGACAGCCCCGAGUACGACCGCCGCUUUGUGGGCUUCGGCUGGAACAAGGUGGCUCACAUCAUGGAACUGGAUGCGCAGGAGUAUGAGUUUGUGGUUCUGCCCAACGCCUACAUGAUCCACAUGCCUCACGCGCCCAGCUUCGACAUCACCAAGUUCCGUUCCAAUAAGCAGUACCGGGUCUGUCUCAAGACCCUGAAGGAGGAGUUCCAGCAGAACAUGUCGCGGCGCUACGGCUUCGCCGCCCUCAAGUACAUGACGGCCGAGAACAACAGCUAGCCACCACUGCAGACCCUCACGCCCCCGGUGCUGAACUACUGAUACCGCUCCGCAGG
Messenger RNA from Toxotes jaculatrix (banded archerfish), 2999 nucleotides. RefSeq names its product LARGE xylosyl- and glucuronyltransferase 1 (gene large1). Gene Ontology annotation, biological process: protein O-linked glycosylation via mannose. Gene Ontology annotation, molecular function: glucuronosyltransferase activity; xylosyltransferase activity. NCBI's taxonomy places the organism in Eukaryota, Metazoa, Chordata, Actinopteri, Toxotidae. The record is from RefSeq and is a predicted model, not a curated record.